Molecule: messenger RNA, 486 nt
Organism: Tetrapisispora phaffii CBS 4417
Lineage: Eukaryota; Fungi; Ascomycota; Saccharomycetes; Saccharomycetales; Saccharomycetaceae
Exons: 1
Coding region: 1-486 (161 amino acids)
Source: RefSeq, a predicted model, not a curated record
AUGACAUCGUCUUCGGAUGCCCUCGUGACAUUCGAGCCUAAUGGUAUUCCUGUGAGGAAGAAAUACCUUAUAUCACUUUUUAGUCAGUUCUGUCUUCUUUUUUAUAUCUUAGGCAUCGCUGUUAAUUCCAAGUUAACUUUCAUCACUUCUGAUCACGAUAAAGUGGCACAUUUUACGGUAUUUCUUUUGGAAUCGUAUUUGUUCGUGAAAUGUUUCGAAAUGAAGAUAAUCGCAACGUUGAAAUGGAAGAAAUUCACCAGCCGGGCAAAGGAUCAAGAAUCAUUGAGAGAUAUCACUUAUUCCACUAUAAUGAUAAAUAAAUAUCAGGUGGGGUUUGUCUUUUGUAGUAUCGGGGUAUCAGUUGGAAGUGAGUUCAUGCAAUUUAUUUUGUCAAGAGGCCGUCGUUCAUUCGAUCCAAUGGAUAUGGGUUUCAAUUUUAUGGGUAGUUUAUUGGGUUUAUCGAUCGCAUUCUUACAGGAACGUUAG